This is a messenger RNA of Danio rerio (zebrafish), 3192 nucleotides long. The record is from RefSeq and is a predicted model, not a curated record. NCBI's taxonomy places the organism in Eukaryota, Metazoa, Chordata, Actinopteri, Cypriniformes, Danionidae.
CUACUGUUGAUGUCUGCACAAUAAUUCCUAACAAAUCCACGUGCAUUCACGUACCUGUUCCCGCAGCUCUACUUUUAUGUUUCCUUCUCUAUAAUAUGUGUAAAUAAGGAAGAAUGACUCAAAAAAUCAUAGAGAUAAAAAUCCAUCAAUGAUUGCAUAUGUGCACAAAAGACAGCCCAUCAGACUAAUGUGAUAAGACUAAUGACGGCUCCCUGAUCAAACAAUCCAGAUGAUAUAAAGCUCUUGAGAUGCUUCUGCGAAUGAACUAAUCAGGAUGCAGCCUUUCGGCAGACACUAUGUGGUGGUCAGGCCUCUGUUUUCAGAGGAUUCAUUCGCAGAGCAACAUGAGAGGAUCAACAGAAAGCGCAAAACACUACGUCACCAUCUCAAAGACUAUUUCAGUUGUGAUGCGAAACGUGCAAAGAAUGCAGCUCUUUCGCUUUUUCCAUUCAUUGGAUGGAUGAAGGACUACAAAAUCAAAGAAUGGCUACUAGGUGAUAUUGUUUCAGGCAUCAGCACAGGACUAGUGGCAGUGCUACAAGGACUUGCAUUUUCUUUGCUGGCCUCUUUACCUCCGGGAUAUGGACUAUAUACUGCAUUCUUCCCUGCUAUAAUCUACUUCUUUUUGGGCACCUCAAGACACCUGUCAGUGGGGGCUUUUCCAAUUCUGAGUCUAAUGGUGGGUGCUGUUGUGACACGACUAGUGCCUGAUGAGGGACCCUCGUUCAACAUCACUGGAUUUGAAGGGUUGAGCCUGGAGCAACAGAGAGUUCUAGUUGCUUCCUCUGUUACUUUUCUCAUGGGUGCAUUUCAGCUUGUAAUGGGGCUGCUGCAGGUUGGCUUCAUAGUCAUGUAUCUGUCAGAAACUCUGGUGUCUGGAUUCACCACCGCAGCCGCUGUUCACAUUUUGGUUUCCCAGCUCAGGUUUGUGCUGGGCCUGGAUUUUCCAGGUAUAAACGGGCCACUUGCUAUCAUAUAUACUUUGGUAGAAGUUUUUAGCCGAAUCACUAGCACAAAUGUGGCUGACCUGGUCACAUCUAUUGCAAUCAUGGCACUGGUGCUUAUUGUGAAGGAGAUCAAUGACAGAUUCAAGUCUAAACUACCUGUGCCGAUACCUAUAGAAGUCAUCAUGACUGUUAUCGCUUGCGGAGUCUCUUAUGCAUUCAACUUUGAAGAACGAUUUGACGUGGUCAUUGUUGGGGAGAUGGUGAAUGGAUAUGAAUCUCCAGUUGCUCCAAACCUGGAAGUCAUUGAGGAGACUGCAGUGGAGGCUUUCCCUAUGGCCAUAGUAGGAUUUGCUGUGGCUUUCUCAGUAGCUAAAGUCUACUCUGUCAAACAUGACUACACGAUUGACGGAAACCAGGAGCUCAUUGCCUUUGGAGUGAGCAACAUGUUUGGAGCAUCUUUCCGCUCAUUCGCCGCAAGCACAGCACUUUCUAGGACAGCCAUACAGGAGAGUACAGGAGGAAAGACGCAGAUAGCGGGAAUCCUUUCAGCCAUGAUGGUAUUGAUUGUGAUCGUCGGAGUAGGAUUUCUACUCGAGCCACUACCCAGGUCUGUUCUGGGCGCUCUGGUCAUCGUCAAUCUGAAAGGCAUGCUGAUGCAGUUCAGUGAGCUGCCGUUUCUAUGGAGGAAUGACAGGCCGGAUUUUGUGACCUGGAUGGUGACCUUCAUGGCGUCUCUGUUUCUGGGUUUGGAUCUGGGUUUGGCUGUGGGUAUCGGGGCAGAAUUGUUCACUGUGGUCUACAGGACUCAAUUCCCACGUUGUUCUGUCCUGGCCAAUAUUUCAGGAACUGACCUCUAUAGGGAUCGUAAAGACUACACAUCUAUUCAGAUUUACGAACCUGACGGUGUUAAAAUAUUUAAAAUUCCCUCACCCAUCUUCUUUGCUAACAUCGAUUUCUUUAGAGAUAAACUGGUUCAGGAAGUAGGUUUUAAUCCAAUGAGAGUGCUGAAGAAAAGAAACAAAGCCUUGCGAAAGAUCAGAAAAAUGUUGUGCAAUGGAGAACUGGAGGUGUCAGAUAGAGGCCCUGUACUGAGACAGCCAUCAGUUGACACAUCAGAAGGCAGUAUGGAGGAUCUUGACCAGCCCAUAGACUUCUCAGAUCUCCCAAUCCAGGUGAACUGGAACUCGCAACUGCCUGCCAACAUCUCCGUCCCUCCUGUCAACAUACACAGUUUAAUCCUGGAUUUCUGUGCAGUCUCCUUCAUCGAUGUAUCUGCACUCAAGGGUCUGAAAGCGACCUUGAAAGAGUUUAUACGAAUUGAGGUGGACGUCUACAUAGUUUCAUGUGAUGUGUACAUCAUGGAGAAGCUUCAGCAUUGUACAUUUUUUGAUGACGAAAUUAAGACUUCAAUCUUUUAUCCCACACUUCAUGAUGCCAUGUUGCACAUUCUGGAGACACAUCCAGAUCAUGGAGAACUAGAAAAGGAUAUAAACAUAAACUAUGAAGUCAUCCAGAGAGACAGUUUAACUGUGUGAUGAGGAACAGAAAACCCUGCUGAAAUACUGAGGAUUUUACUACACAUUAUAAAAACACUUAUUUCAGUCUGGCUAUGUAAUGUUUAACUUCACAGCAGCAGCAUUGUUAUCAUGUUUACUGGUAAGUGGACUUAACGUUAGAGCAAACGAAUUCAGCUUGUUUGGGAUUUAAUGACAGGUGGACAAACAAUCAGACAUUUUUCAUAUUAUGAACAUAAAUAUAACGUUAAUUUCUUACCUUUUAAGCAAAGUCUACCCAUAGAGGUUAUCCUAGUCCUUUGGGAAGACAGAAAAUAAAUGUAAACAAGCGGUAAUUUAGUUUUUAUAGCAAGAAACGUGUUUUCAAGACCUCACUAACUAGCGUGCUAGUAUGCUAAUUCCGACUCAAUGAAGACAAUCGAUCACGUACCAAUCAUAGGCUAACGUUACUUACCGAAUUAAUAAAUCUGCUCGUUUGCAGUCCACACCAUAUUUACUAAAGAAACAAAACCAUGUUGCAGUGUUUAUGUUACUUCCUGUAUUUAAAUAUUUAUGUACUUUAUUGUGUCAAGUGUAUGCAUUCAUGACCUACUUGUCUCUCCGGGGAGAACUUUGCACGUUUAUAAGCUGCGUCCUGCAUAUAUUAAUGUUGUAAUAAACUUUUUAAAAACCUGUGAUGUAAAUUAAUGUAUUUUAAAAUGAAUGCUUGUUUAAUAAAACGUUUAAAAAUG